Sphenostylis stenocarpa is the source of this 918-nucleotide messenger RNA. The record is from the annotation of a GenBank genome assembly. Lineage: Eukaryota; Viridiplantae; Streptophyta; Magnoliopsida; Fabales; Fabaceae.
AUGCCUGGGAUUUCGUUUUACCUUGAUUCCCUUUGGUGUGACCGUUAUUGGCUCUUCUCAGGGGAGGUAGGGGGUUUGGCUUGGCUAGUUGGCUUAAGGAUGAUAUUGGAUGUUGGUUGUGAUGUGGACAGGAAGGAGGCGGUGAAAAUGAGUUCAGACAGCCGCAGCAGGAGCAGGAGCAGGAGCCCAAUGGACCGUAAGAUCCGAUCUGAUCGAUUUUCCUAUCGUGAUGCACCUUACAGGAGAGAUUCACGUCGGGGUUUCAGCCGAGACAAUCUCUGCAAGAACUGCAAGAGGCCUGGUCAUUAUGCAAGAGAAUGCCCUAAUGUUGCAAUUUGCCACAACUGUGGCCUCCCUGGGCACAUUGCUUCUGAAUGUACCACGAAGUCACUGUGCUGGAACUGUAAAGAACCUGGCCACAUGGCCAGUAAUUGUCCAAAUGAGGGCAUUUGCCACACCUGUGGUAAAGCUGGACACCGUGCCAGGGAAUGCACUGCUCCUCCAAUGCCUCCUGGAGACUUAAGGUUGUGCAACAACUGUUAUAAGCAGGGCCACAUUGCAGCUGAAUGUACGAAUGAGAAGGCAUGCAACAACUGUAGGAAGACAGGCCACUUGGCACGGGAUUGUCCUAAUGAUCCUAUUUGUAACUUGUGCAAUGUUUCUGGGCAUGUGGCUAGACAGUGUCCAAAAGCCAAUGUUCUUGGAGAUCGGAGUGGUGGUGGGGGUGGUGGAGGCACUCGUGGUGGUGGGGGUGGGGGUUACCGGGAUGUUAUUUGCAGGAACUGCCAGCAAUUAGGUCACAUGAGUAGGGAUUGCAUGGGCCCCUUGAUGAUUUGCCACAAUUGUGGAGGUCGUGGUCACCUAGCAUACGAGUGCCCUUCAGGUCGGUUUAUGGAUCGCUACCCCAGGAGGUAUUGA